CGCGCUAGGAGUGGUUAGGAGAUCACGUCCGUCAACAUGCUCUCGCGGAUCACUCGGAACUGCCUCGUACUCGCGUCGAACGUCACCGUGUUGUUGAGGCAGCCAGUGCUGCGCGAGGUCGAGAGCCGGCCGUUAAGUCGCGCCAUCCACGUCAGCCAGCGACAGAACGCGAAGGACGACGACAAGAAGGAAGACAACAAGUCGUCGGCCCUGGUGCUCCAUGCGUUCGCGAACUCUGAGAACAAGGAGAAGAAGGCCUACCUGGACAUCCUGCGCGAGUACAAGAACAACAACGAGGCGCGGCGCGGCCACGUGGAGUUCAUACAGGUUGCCCUCAAGUACAUGGACGAUUUCGGCGUGAACCGCGACCUCGCCGUGUACAAGGCUCUCCUGGACGUGCUGCCCAAGGGCAAGUUCGUCCCCCGUAACGCCUAUCAGACCAUGUUUAUGCACUACCCGAAGCAGCAGUACGUCGCGGUCGAUCUGCUCGGCAAGAUGGAGCACAACUGCGUGAUGCCGGAUCUGGAAAUGCAGGAGAUGCUGCUUAACAUCUUCGGCCAGCACGGCCUGCCGCUGAAGAAGUUCUGGCGGAUGAUGUACUGGAUGCCCAAGUUCGCCAAUUUGAAUCCCUGGCCCUGCUCGAGGCCAGCGCCCAAAGACCCGCGGGUUCUCGCCCGACUGGCGAUGAGCAAGAUCUCCAGUGUAGACGUGCAGACCAAGAUCACAGAAUUCGAGACCAAGGACGUGGAGGACGCCAUCGAGGAUACGUGGAUCGUGUCGGCGAUGAGUGGGCAGCAGGAAGAACUGUUGCGAAAGGAGUGCCCUGAUACUCCGAUCUUUGUCGAGGGACCAUAUACGGUAUGGGUGGCGGAUCAGUGUAUAGAUUAUUUUAUCCUUAGAGGAACGCCAAAAGAAAGAAGACCUCGUGAAAAUGUUGAUGAUGUUUCGAAUAUUAAAAUACCUUUCUGGGAUAAGAAAGAAAUAAUUCCUGCACCAACGGUCCACGAGCAGGACGACGGCACAUACUUUGCAAUGUGCGCUACCGGCACGUCCUCGAAAGACUCUCUGUUAUCUUGGAUACGAUGUUUGCAGAAAAAGAAUCCCAUCUUGACUGUAAUUCCAGUGGUAUUUAAGUUAAUGUCGUCCACAAGGGAACAGCUGUACAUCGAGUCCAAAAGUGAAAGUGAAAACGAAAUAGUGCAACUGAAAGAUUAGUGAAAAUGUACAAAUUGUUUAACUAUUAUGCACCAAACAGGUGAUACGCAUUAUUAUUAAUAUAAUAAAUUGACGAUGCCUUGAUGUCUCUGUAGAUAGCUCUUGUUUGUAUAUAAAAAUAUAACGUUUUCAUAUAGUUGACA
Messenger RNA from Monomorium pharaonis (pharaoh ant), 1358 nucleotides. RefSeq names its product evolutionarily conserved signaling intermediate in Toll pathway, mitochondrial (gene ECSIT). The record is from RefSeq and is a predicted model, not a curated record. The transcript has 2 exons. Gene Ontology annotation, cellular component: mitochondrion. Lineage: Eukaryota; Metazoa; Arthropoda; Insecta; Hymenoptera; Formicidae. Bases 37 to 1215 code for a protein of 392 amino acids.